Messenger RNA from Penicillium antarcticum, 1653 nucleotides. RefSeq names its product fungal specific transcription factor domain-containing protein. Gene Ontology annotation, molecular function: DNA binding; zinc ion binding. NCBI's taxonomy places the organism in Eukaryota, Fungi, Ascomycota, Eurotiomycetes, Eurotiales, Aspergillaceae. The coding region runs from base 1 to 1653 and encodes 550 amino acids. The transcript is spliced from 3 exons. The record is from RefSeq and is a predicted model, not a curated record. Gene Ontology annotation, biological process: DNA-templated transcription.
AUGGAUGUGGCAUCCUCUUUUGGUAUCCUUGCCCAGGCCUUCUCUAAUACCGAAGAUGUGGAUCAUAUGGACACUUAUGGUGGAGUUGAUCUAGAUGCCUUUUCGCAGCUCAUCACCCCAGGCAGCAAACCAAAAUCCGAUGGACCACAUAUGAGCUGUACACACAAUGUUCCUCAGACAUAUCCACUAGACAGCUAUCUUACGACAAUAAACGAACUUCUCUCACCACGAACCCCGGACCUCAUUCUCGGAGAACAGCACCAGCCAUUUGAGCUCCAAAGAACAUUUGAAUUGCGGCCUCCACAUCUUUCCGAAGAAGAUUACGAAUACUUGGCGUUGAAAGGGGCGCUGAGGAUCGUCCCGGUUGAGCUUCGGAACCAGUUACUUGGGUCAUAUAUCAAAUAUGUUCAUCCAUUACUCCCGAUCAUUGAUUUACAGUCAUUCUUGUGCAGUGUCAUGGUUGAAGAUGAAACACGAUUUGCCAGUCCACUGCUGCACCAAGCUGUCAUGCUAGCUGGAAGUGCUUUCAUUGCACAAGAAGUUGCCAUUGGAGCCGGAUUCUCUUCACGAAAAGCAUUGCGAAGGACACUAUUUGACAGAGCCAAACUCCUGUACGAGUUUGAAACCGAAAACGACGCAUACACUCAAAUCCAAGCCUUACUACUCAUGACUCAUUGGCAUGGAAGUGGCGUUGGCCAUAAAGACCCAAUUUACUGGUUUGACCUUGCCUAUUCGACAGCAGAGCGUGUAAAUCUCCUCGGGAGUCUCGAGCCAGGCAGUUUCUCCCACAAGCACAGGCUAUGGUGGUGUCUAUACGUGCGCGACCGUAUUCUAUCUCUUGGUUUCCGUCGUGCGUUACGCAUCCCUAAUAGUGAUGUGACAAUGUCGCUCCUGGAGUCGACGAAGUAUUAUUCCUCGGAGCUGUAUCAUGAUUUCGUUCUUCUCAUGCUGGGGGAAGCCUCUGCUAUGCUGAAGUGGGAGAACCAAGAGCGGAUGAUGCUUCUCUUUAUCCAGGAGAUCAAACUCGCGCAUUGCGUCGGGGUCAUCGUGGAGUAUUUCUACCACGACUCAUGGACGCCUUCCCCAUCGGGAGAAGCUGUCUAUACCCUUGUCCCCAAAACAGAAAUAUCACAGGAUGCUAUAGCCAGCUGUGAACAGCUUCUCAAAACUUGGAUGCAGAACCUCCCUGCUCUGGCACACUACUUCCCUCCAUCGCUAAUGUGCGACCUUCAUCCCGAAUCUACCGAACUUGUUCUGCUAGUCCAUCAAGCUUUCUUGUAUCUUCUCCAUCUUACCGCGAUGUCAAUUCUGUAUAUAGCCGCAUCAAAAGGAGGAGACGAACUGGACCAAAGCGCCACGCCAGAGAUGAGAGGCCUGGCAUCGCAAGUCAACGAAACGCUCAACGAGUUGCAUGACUGUAGCAUGCUGCACUUACUGCCCGGAAGCGCUGUCACUAUUAUUGGAAUUAUUCUCGAGGCCAGCCUUCCUGAUUUGAAGGUUUCGGACAAGAUCGUCAGGCAGCAAGCUAUGUCGAAUUUGUAUGCUUGCGAGGAAGCGGCGGGGCAUCUACUGCAGACAUACCCUGCUGCAGAAAUUGUUAUUUCAAAGGUUCAGAAUGCCCGUGGAAAUCUACUGGGCUUGGUGACCACUUGA